Myxocyprinus asiaticus (Chinese sucker) is the source of this 5557-nucleotide messenger RNA. RefSeq names its product exportin-7-like. The record is from RefSeq and is a predicted model, not a curated record. Gene Ontology annotation, biological process: protein export from nucleus. Gene Ontology annotation, cellular component: nuclear pore; cytoplasm. The transcript is spliced from 28 exons. NCBI's taxonomy places the organism in Eukaryota, Metazoa, Chordata, Actinopteri, Cypriniformes, Catostomidae. Gene Ontology annotation, molecular function: nuclear export signal receptor activity; small GTPase binding. Bases 59 to 3322 code for a protein of 1087 amino acids.
GGGCAGAUACGCGCAUGCUCGUUGUCAGGGGGAGUGAGAGGAGCAUGAAUGGAGCAAAAUGGCGGAUCAUGUGCAGAGCCUAGCCCAGCUAGAGAUCCUGUGCAAGCAGCUGUAUGAGACCACGGACACCACCACACGUCUGCAGGCGGAGAAAGCCCUGGUGGAGUUCACCAACAGUCCUGACUGCCUGAGUAAAUGCCAGCUGUUGUUGGAGAGAGGAAGCUCCUCGUACUCGCAGUUGUUGGCUGCAACAUGUCUGUCCAAGUUGGUAUCGCGUACAAGCAACCCACUUCCCCUGGAGCAACGCAUUGACAUUCGAAAUUAUGUUCUUAAUUAUCUGGCAACCCGGCCAAAGCUUGCUGCCUUUGUGACACAAGCCCUGAUCCAGCUCUAUGCCAGAAUCACCAAGCUUGGCUGGUUCGACUGCCAAAAGGAAGAUUACGUCUUCAGGAACGUCAUAGUUGAUGUGACAAGAUUCCUGCAGGAUAGUGUUGAACAUUGCAUCAUAGGAGUCACAAUUCUUUCCCAGUUAACCAAUGAGAUUAACCAAGCAGAUUCAACACAUCCGCUUACAAAACACAGGAAGAUUGCAUCAUCAUUUCGUGAUUCCUCUUUGUUUGACAUCUUCACCCUUUCCUGCAAUCUCCUCAAGCAGGCCUCUGGGAAGAACUUGAAUCUAAAUGAUGAGAGCCAGCACGGGCUGCUCAUGCAGUUACUCAAACUGGCACACAAUUGCCUAAACUUUGACUUUAUUGGUACAUCCACCGAUGAGUCCUCAGAUGAUCUGUGCACUGUCCAGAUCCCCACCAGCUGGAGAUCAGCCUUUUUGGAUUCCUCAACCUUGCAGCUGUUUUUUGAUUUGUAUCAUUCCAUCCCUCCCUCACUGUCUCCUUUGGUUUUGUCUUGUCUAGUCCAAAUAGCAUCUGUUCGAAGGUCUCUCUUCAACAAUGCAGAGAGAGCAAAGUUCCUCUCCCUUUUAGUAGAUGGUGUGAAGAGAAUAUUGGAGAACCCUCAAAGUUUGUCGGACCCAAACAACUACCAUGAGUUCUGCCGACUGCUGGCUCGACUCAAGAGUAACUAUCAGCUGGGAGAACUUGUUAAAGUAGAGAACUACCCCGAGGUCAUAAGACUGAUUGCAAACUUCACUGUAACUAGUCUGCAGCACUGGGAGUUUGCCCCCAACAGUGUGCACUAUCUGCUGAGUUUGUGGCAACGACUAGCAGCCUCCGUCCCCUACGUGAAGGCCACGGAGCCCCACAUGCUGGAGACCUACACCCCUGAGGUGACCAAGGCCUACAUCACCUCUCGCCUAGAGUCCGUGCACAUCAUUUUGAGGGAUGGUCUUGAAGACCCAUUGGAUGAUGCUGGCUUGGUGCAGCAGCAGUUGGACCAGCUGUCCACUAUUGGGCGAUGCGAGUAUGAGAAGACUUGCGCCCUGCUGGUCCAGCUCUUCGAUCAGUCUGCCCAGUCCUACCAAGAGCUGCUGCAGUCCACCAACUCCAGCACAAUAGACAUAGCAGUGCAGGAGGGUCGUUUGACGUGGCUGGUAUACAUUAUUGGUGCAGUAAUUGGAGGAAGAGUGUCCUUCGCCAGCACAGAUGAGCAGGAUGCCAUGGAUGGAGAGCUUGUGUGUCGAGUCUUGCAGUUGAUGAACCUCACCGACUCUCGACUGGCCCAAGCAGGAAAUGAGAAGCUCGAGUUAGCCAUGCUUAGUUUCUUCGAACAGUUCCGCAAAAUCUACAUCGGUGACCAGGUGCAAAAAUCAUCAAAGUUGUAUCGGAGACUAUCAGAAGUUCUUGGCCUAAAUGAUGAGACCAUGGUACUCAGUGUUUUCAUUGGAAAAAUAAUCACCAACCUGAAGUACUGGGGACAGUGUGAACCAAUCACAUCAAAGACACUACAGCUUCUCAACGACCUUUCUAUUGGGUACAGCAGUGUUAGAAAACUAGUGAAACUCAGCGCUGUCCAGUUCAUGCUAAACAACCAUACAAGUGAGCACUUUUCUUUCCUGGGUGUGAACAAUCAGGCCAACCUCAGUGACAUGAGGUGUCGUACCACUUUUUACACAGCCCUGGGAAGACUUCUUAUGGUUGAUUUGGGAGAGGAUGAGGACCAGUUUGAGCAGUUCAUGCUUCCUCUCACUGCUGCGUUUGAGACCGUCGCUCAGAUGUUUAGCACCAACACCUUCAAUGAACAAGAAGCAAAAAGGACUUUAGUAGGACUGGUGAGAGAUCUGAGGGGAAUUGCCUUUGCCUUCAAUGCCAAGACCAGCUUUAUGAUGCUAUUUGACUGGAUUUACCCCUCUUAUAUGCCCAUCUUACAGAGGGCGAUAGAGCUCUGGUACCAUGUACCCGCCUGCACCACACCGGUCCUCAAACUGAUGGCUGAGCUUGUCCACAACAGGUCACAGAGAUUACAAUUUGACGUGUCAUCACCAAAUGGCAUACUGCUGUUUAGGGAGACGAGCAAGAUGAUAACAACAUAUGGUAAUCGGAUCCUGACGCUAGGUGAUUUGCCAAAAGAUCAGGUGUACGCUUUGAAACUGAAAGGAAUUUCCAUCUGUUUUUCCAUGCUGAAAGCCGUACUAAGCGGCAACUAUGUCAACUUUGGUGUCUUCCGUCUGUAUGGCGAUGAUGCCCUGGACAACUCCCUGCAGACCUUUAUUAAGCUGCUUUUGUCCAUCCCUCACAGUGACCUGCUGGACUAUCCAAAGCUUAGUCAGUCUUUCUACUCGCUUCUGGAGGUGCUAACUCAAGACCAUAUGAACUUCAUUGCCAGUCUGGAACCUCAUGUGGUCAUGUACAUCCUGUCUUCAAUAUCAGAGGGGCUCACAGCACUUGACACAAUGGUUUGCACUGGUUGCUGCUCCAGCCUGGACCACAUAGUUACUUAUCUAUUUAAGCAGCUGUCACGCAGUACUAAGAAAAGAACGGCACCCAUGGCACAGGAGAGCGAUCGCUUCCUUCACAUAAUGCAGCAGCACCCUGAGAUGAUUCAACAGAUGCUGUCCACAGUGUUGAAUAUCAUAAUUUUUGAAGAUUGUAGGAAUCAGUGGUCAAUGUCACGGCCGCUGCUAGGCUUGAUUCUACUCAAUGAGAAGUAUUUUGCAGAUUUGAGGAACAGCAUUGUGAACAGCCAGCCACCAGAAAAGCAGCAAGCCAUGCACUUAUGCUUUGAAAAUCUCAUGGAGGGCAUAGAGCGAAACUUGCUCACAAAAAACAGAGACAGGUUUACACAGAAUCUUUCAGUAUUUAGAAGAGAAGUCAAUGACUCCAUGAAGAAUUCCACAUACGGGGUAAACAGCAACGAUAUGAUGAGCUGACAUUCCAUAGAGAACCAGGCCCCACCCAUGUGGGCCAGCCCCACCCUGUACUCCCACACUCCCCUGGCCCGGAUGCUGGGGGACCACCGCUUCUCAAGCCUGCACCUCCUGCUCCCCUAAAUUAAAACCCACCACCAACUGUCCCCUCACACCUCAUUCCUUUUCCUCUCCCUCUUAUCCCCUUUUUAUAUAUACACUUAUAAAUAUAUACAUAUUUUAAAGCCAGUUUCUAGAGGUCAUUCUCCUUGAUCAUUCUCUUGUCAUUUGUGGCUCAAAGUCCAAAGAGAGAGAGGGUAAUGCUGGGGAAUGGGUUUGGGAUGUGGGACGGCACCAGUGUGGACUCGAGAGUGUGCGGAGCACGUCUGACCUGCUCAUAGGGAUGAUGGGAACUGGGCAUAGUGUGUGUGUGUGAGUGUCUUUGAGAGCAUGUCUGUGGGAGGAUGGGUUAUGAUGAGCUGGUAUACAUCGUGCUCUGCUUUUGCCUGCCUUGUAUAGAAACACAUAAGGAAAAAAAAAAAGUGUACAUUUUUUUCAUAACAUUUUCAACAAUGUUUAUAAUGAUUACAAUUUAAGAAAAAUAAUGAGUGUGAUUGAAAACUUUUUACAGUCUAGUACGCUAGUGCAACUGUGAAGUGUGGUUUUGUCUGUAUGGAGAGAAUCGUUUAUAUCCGGUUGACAAUAUGUGGAAUUGUGGUGUGAGUGGUGGGAUUGACGGGUGGACAGGGCAAGGUGGGGUCACAGGUGGAUCGCAUGUUGUACAUUUUCCUCAGUUUGUACCUAUAGAACAAAAAUUGGGAGCAAAAAGGACUUUGUAAAUACACUCUGCCCGUCAGAUUUUCUCAAGCAGAACGUCUAUAAGGGGGCCAGAGGGAUUCAAUUGCCCUCAUUUAAAGGAAUAUUCUGGGUUCAAUAGAAGUUCAGCUCAAUUGACCGAAUUUGUGGCAUUAUGUUAAUUACCACAAAAAAUAAUUUCAGUUCACCCCAAGCUUAUUAAAAAAAACUGCGAUUUCAUUGAGGCACUAACAAUGGAAGUGAAUGCAGUCAGUCCAUAAAUGGUAAAAUACACACCGUUUUAAAAGUAUAACCACAAGAUGUAAACAUUAUAAAAUUGCUUGCAAACCUUUUCUGUGUAAAGUUAUAUAAAUUACCAGGAUUACAGGGUUUUGUUGACUUGACAACAAAAGUGUAAAAUUGGAAAUAACUGCACAGAUAAGGUUAGCAAGUGAUAUUAUCACACUAAAAUCAUGUUAACAUGUAUGUUUAAGUCUUUGGUGUGUGUUGGAUUUCUCGACUGGCCUCAUUUACUUCCAUUGUAACUGCAAAAAAAAAAGAAUUGUUGCUUUUUGUAAAUAAAAUAGAGGACCAAAUCUACUUUUAUUUUUUGGAAAUCAGCAUUGUGCCAUUAAUGCUGUUAAUUGAGUUUAACUUCUUUUGAACCCAGAACUUUCCUUAACCUUUGGUAUGAUGAAGUCAGUCAUUUGACAACUUGCCCUGUUUGGGCCAUCGUGACAUCCCCCUGCCUUCAUCGUCGAGUUAUUCUUAGUAUCAUCGCUGACCUGGGAACAAUCCUAGAAUGACAGCCUCGCUCUGGUGUUUAAUUCAUUCCAAGAAUUCCAAAGGGUUCGAUCAUGUCUUUUGUGGAUUUGAUUAGAAAAUGUGAGUCAUGGUUGUGGUGAAGUUGCUCGCUCUGAGCUUUCUUCAACUUCCCUGCUGUUUAACCUCACAGGCUUCCGCACUCUUGUGGCUUUAUUGUUGGUAGUGAAGCCUCUAGAAUGAAGCCGUGUCCUUUAAAAAAAGACCCUGGUACUUGAAUCACAACAGGAGCAGAUCACUCUUGACAGUUGUCUCUAGCUUUAACCUCUUCCUUUAUUUCUGUUCUUGCCCCCUCCCUCAGAAGGUUUCCAGUUUUAUUUUUAAUAACAGGAAAACGUAAUGCAUCAGAAUAUGGUAGAUUUGAAUACAGAAACCGAAUUGAAUAUAUUAGCAACUUGUGCUACUCAACAUGUUGCUGCUAACUGUUUGUAAAGAACUAGCUCAUCUCUUAACCACAGCCAACACUUACGGAUGUUCACUUGAGUUCUUUUCUUUCUCUUGGUUCCCUGAUAUGAAUGUGUUUUUUGGCGACUGUGUGUUGGGUCCAUUGAGUGAUAAGGUAGCUGGUUGAAUUGUUUGUUUGGAUGUAUGCUACAUAUAGUGUAAGCAUUGUGACUGCAAAAUAAACAUCAUUGGUUUGUA